Messenger RNA from Xyrauchen texanus (razorback sucker), 2418 nucleotides. RefSeq names its product MCM3 minichromosome maintenance deficient 3 (S. cerevisiae), like (gene mcm3l). Gene Ontology annotation, cellular component: nucleus; MCM complex. Gene Ontology annotation, biological process: DNA strand elongation involved in DNA replication; double-strand break repair via break-induced replication; DNA replication. NCBI's taxonomy places the organism in Eukaryota, Metazoa, Chordata, Actinopteri, Cypriniformes, Catostomidae. The transcript is spliced from 17 exons. The record is from RefSeq and is a predicted model, not a curated record. The coding region runs from base 1 to 2418 and encodes 805 amino acids. Gene Ontology annotation, molecular function: ATP binding; single-stranded DNA binding; single-stranded DNA helicase activity.
AUGGAUAAUGGGCUUGAUGACCUUGAGUUGAGAGAGUCCCAGAGAGAGUACCUGGACUUUCUGGAUGAUGAUCAAGACCAGGGUAUUUAUCAUGAGAAAGUGAAAAGUAUGGUGUCUGAAGGUCAAUGUCGCCUCAUUGUGAACGUCAAUGACCUGCGCCGAAAAAGUGAAAAAAGAUCUAAAGAAUUGCUGAAGAAUGCUUUUGUUGAGUUAGUGGCAUUCCAGAGAGCCCUGAAAGACCUUGUGGCUUCAGUAGAUGCCACUUAUGCCAAGCAGUUUGAAGAGUUUCAUGUUGGUUUUGAAGGCAGCUUUGGAAGCAAACAUGUAUCUCCACGUACUCUAAGUGCACGUUUUCUUGGAAAUCUUGUGUGUGUGGAAGGUAUUGUGACCAAAUGUUCAUUGGUCAGGCCUAAGAUUAUGCGCAGUGUCCACUAUUGUCCAGCUACCAAGAAAACCCUGGAGCGAAAAUACACUGAUCUUACCUCUUUGGACGCUUUUCCAUCUAGUGCCAUCUAUCCAACCAAGGAUGAGGAAAAUAAUCCACUGGAGACAGAGUUUGGAUUAUGUUGCUAUAAGGAUCACCAAACAUUGACCAUUCAGGAGAUGCCAGAGAAAGCUCCUGCAGGACAGCUGCCACGCUCUGUCGACAUCAUCACAAAUGACGACCUUGUUGACCGGGUGAAGCCAGGUGAUCGUGUGCAAGUUGUAGGAGUCUACCGUUGCUUACCUGCUAAACAGGGUGGCUUCACCUCAGGGACCUUCAGAACAAUCCUGUUGGCCAACAAUGUGAAACUUAUGAGUAAGGAGAUCGUGCCAACAUUCUCUGCAGAUGAUGUUGCCAAGAUCAAGAAGUUCUGCAAAACUCAUUCCAAAGAUGUCUUUGAGCAGCUCAGUUGUUCCUUGGCUCCCAGUAUCCAUGGCCAUGAGUACAUAAAGAAGGCCAUACUGUGUCUGCUGUUGGGGGGCAAUGAGACCAAUCUGGAGAAUGGGACACGUAUCAGAGGAGACAUUAAUAUUCUGCUCAUAGGUGAUCCUUCUGUGGCGAAAUCUCAGUUGCUGCGGUAUGUUUUGUUCACUGCACCAAGGGCGAUUCCCACCACUGGAAGAGGCUCCUCUGGAGUAGGUCUGACUGCUGCUGUCACCACUGAUCAAGAGACUGGUGAGCGUCGCUUGGAGGCAGGAGCAAUGGUGCUUGCUGACAGAGGAGUGGUAUGCAUUGAUGAAUUUGAUAAGAUGUCUGACAUGGACCGAACUGCCAUCCAUGAGGUGAUGGAGCAGGGGAGGGUCACCAUUUCCAAGGCUGGGAUUCAGGCCAGGCUUAAUGCCCGCUGCAGUGUGCUAGCUGCUGCUAACCCAGUGUAUGGAAGGUAUGACCAGUAUAAGACUCCAAUGGAGAACAUUGGGCUCCAGGAUUCCCUGCUUUCCCGAUUUGACCUGCUCUUCAUUGUUCUGGAUCAAAUGGAUGCAGAUAGUGAUCGGGAGAUCUCUGAGCAUGUUCUGCGUAUGCACCGCUACCGAGCUCCAGGGGAGCCAGAGGGUGCAGCAAUGCCACUGGGGAGUACAGUGGAUGUGUUUGCCACAGAGGACCCAAAUAUCACAGAUGCAGCUGAGCAGGAGCUACAAAUCUAUGAGAAAAAAGACAAUGUCCUGCAUGGCCACAGGAAGAAAAAGGAGAAGGUAGUUACCAUGGAGUUCAUCAAAAAGUACAUCCACGUCGCAAAACAGGUGAAGCCAGUUCUGACACAGGAGGCAUCGGACUACAUAGCAGAGGAGUAUUCCAGACUCCGGAGCCAUGACCAAGUCAACAGUGACUCAGCCAGGACAAUGCCUGUGACUGCUCGAGCUCUGGAGACCAUGAUCCGAUUGGCUACAGCCCAUGCCAAGGCCCGUAUGUGUAAAACCAUUGAACUGAGUGAUGCAGAGACUGCACUGGAACUCAUGCAAUUUGCUUAUUUCAAAAAGAUUCUAGAGAAGGAUAAAAAGAGGAAGGUUCCUGAGGACUCCGAGAUGGACAUCUCUCAGAGCCAGGAGACCGCGAGUCAGAGGAAUGUUAGGAAGCGCUCUCGUGUCUCUAAAGAUGAUGUUGAAAUGACCCAAGACGAAGAGGACUUGGACCCAUACGACUUCACAGAAGAUGAAAAAACUCCGUCCAGUCAGAAAAGCAGACCAGCAUCUCAGAGGAGCAAUCAAAGGAAGAAGGCAGACAUUAGUCAGGACAGAUUGAAAGUCUUCAAGUCUGUUCUACUGAAAGCCUUUAAGAUGACCAGAUCUCAGUCUGUGGCAGUGUCAGAGCUUCUGACUCACAUUAAUAAAGACGGGGAUGAGCAGUUUGACCAGGACGAGGUUGACCUUCUGCUGGAACGCAUGCAGGAUGACAACCAGGUCAUGGUAUCAGAGAAUGUUGUGUUUCUUAUCUGA